CUGCACCGGUCCCCUGCAGGGGGGAGGGAGGGGGGCAAGGAGGUGCGGUUGCCAGGGAAACCGGAGGACGCCCGGUAGCCGUCCCCACCGCCUCCGCCCCAGGCAAGGCAGGCAGGCGCCAAGGAAAGCAGCCUCGGGGGAGGAGAAGGAAGAGGGGCAGGUGAAGAGCAGAAACGAGAGGAGGAGGAGGAAGAGGCGUUCAGGGCAGUCCUGGCCCGAUUGAUGGGCGGCUCCUGCGCCCUGUACCGGCCCGCCUGCCCCGCCCCUCGACCCCUUUAGCACCGGCAGGGGAGGAAGGGCAGCCCCACAGGUCGGGGAUUAGGAAUCAUGCUGCCUGAAGCAAGGGCCAGGCAGAGGUUCUUCAGCGAUGUUCAGUAUCUGCGGGACAUGCAGCAUAAGGUGGACUCUGAGUAUCAGGCUUGUUUGAGACAACAGGAAUACAGACGAGACCCAAAUGAGAAGAAACGAGAUCAGUUUCGGGUGCAAGAGACAAGUUUUGAGAGAUCCCGAUUUUCUAGUGGGUCAUCUUCCAAACAGAGUUCUGGUGAGGAGGAUCCUCUAACUGAACCAAGAUUAUCUACCAAGAUAUCUGCAUUUAAGUGUGACUCCAAACUUCCAGCAAUUGACCAAACAUCAGUCAGGCAGAAACAUAAAAGUACCAUGACUGCAAGGAAAGCAGAGAAAGCGGGCCCCAGCAAACCCUCUCCAGACCAGGCACCAAUGGCUUUAUCAAGGAAGAGGAGGCCAAACCUGAGGAGAUUUACAGUCAGCCCAGAAUCAUACAGUGUGAGAGCAUCUGGGGACAUGAGCAGACAGAAACCACAGUGGCUGGCAAAAGGGCUGGCUCCCGGGGGAGCAGAUCAAGUAGUUCGACAAGAAGGCCUGAUGUGUGACACUAAGCUGAAGAGGCCAACUCAAGAGAGAAGAAACUGGCUCCCAUUCUCACAGCCAAUGACUGAGCACCCCCCUGAUAGAGCCAAGAAAGGAGGCCUGAGUGUUCCUUCCCAGAGAGAGCUGCAUCCAGCCCUGCCCCAGGCCUGCCGAGGAACAAAGAGCCCUCAAGUAUUAAGUGAGUCCCCGGGGCCACUACUUAUACCCAGCACCACACGAGGGCCAAGAACAGCAUCAUUUAGGUCCCGAGAUGAGGAUUUUUAUUCCAUUUUAUCAUUGAACAGCAGACGAGAAAGUCAUGACACUGAAAGGGAAACCGAUGUUGGAGAACGUCUGUGGGUUGGUAUGCACUCGCCCCGUUCCCCUUCCAAUCACGAAGGAAGUAGGUUUGGGGGGACGUUAACCCCUCAGGCCGAAAAUAAAAAUUUUGAAGAAAAUACUGAAAAUGGCAGAGGUCAUUCUCUAAGAAGAAGUGCGCCCGGGCAGGGCUCACUAAGAAUAAGCAGUGCAACGGAGCCAGCAACAGAGCGGCAUUCUGUCGCACAAAGGUUGUCCCAAGACCCCAGGCUGUCUGAUAGGGCAUCUGCUAAAGAGGAGGACAGAGGUGGCAGUGAAAAGGCAAAAAAGAGCCCCCUUUUGUGGGACUCCCCAUCCAAACCCAGACAAGAGGAUGGUCUCAAUACUGAAAAUGCAUGGAGUGACUGUGUUUCUAUGGAACAUAGGCCCGGUACCCAUGAUUCUGAAAGAGAUUGGCAAGACUAUUUAAGCAGCUCUAGACGUUCUCUUGACUACUUUUGUUCUGGCAGACCAGCAUCUCCAGGAUCAUCAAUGAAUUCAUCUUAUAACCCUCCUGUAUCAUUCAUGCAUUCUGCUCUGAGAGAUGAUUGUCCCGUAGACUUGUCAAUGUCAUUGACUUCAAUUCACAGCUCAGACUCAGAGGGAAACUCAAGGUUUCAUGUUCACCGACCACUGUCUCCCAUUAGAAAUAGAAAUGCAUUUGCCAGUGCUGAAAAUCACAAUUAUUUCCCAGUAAACAGUGCACACGAAUUUGCUCUCAGGAGAAGAGCAGAAGAUAUUACUUUAACAAGCCAACCUCAGGGGGCUCUACUACAUACAGACCUCUUACUAAAUCCACGGGGCCAUUUGUCCUUAGUAGAUUCCUUCAAUUCCUCUCCAUCAAGAAUGAACUCAGAAGUCCAUUUGCAUGUGUCUGGGUCCUUGCAAGAAAAUAUACCAUUUACUUUCUUUGCAGUAUCUGAUUUCCCAAAUCAAAAUGAUAGUGGGAACAGAAUGGCAGCCUCUGGUUUCACAGAUGAAAAUGAGAUCAGUAAGAUAAAAGCAGACCCUGAGAAACUCAAGAAAUUGCAAGAAAGUCUCCUGGAGGAAGACUCCGAGGAGGAGGGAGACUUGUGUCGCAUCUGUCAGAUAGCCGGGGGUUCCCCGACCAACCCCCUCCUGGAGCCGUGUGGCUGUGUGGGAAGCCUGCAGUUUGUUCAUCAAGAGUGCCUGAAAAAGUGGCUGAAAGUGAAAAUAACAUCAGGAGCAGAUCUUGGUGCCGUGAAGACCUGUGAGAUGUGUAAGCAAGGCCUGCUGGUUGACCUGGGUGACUUUAACAUGACUGAGUUCUGCCAGAAGCACCAGCAAUCUCAGGCACAAAACGAGCUGGUGAAUACAGGCUUGUACCUGGUGCUGCUGCUUCACUUCUAUGAGCAGAGGUUUGCAGAACUCACGAGGCUCAGCCACAGCCAGGUUGAAAGAGAGAGGCCACUUCACAUGGACAAGAGACACCUGCCAUAUGUCAUUACACAUGUAAUUCCUUACCUGGCUGUGGACCCUGCACAAUCAUGGGCUGCUUCCAUCCAUUGAGAGCCAUCCUGUUUAAGAUGCUAGGGCCAGGUGUGGUGGCUCACGCCUGUAAUCCCAGCACUUUGGGAGGUCGAGCUGGGCAGAUGACUUGAGGACAGGAGUUUGAGACCAGCCUGGCCAACAUGGUGAAACCCUGUCUAUACUGAACAUACAAAAAAAUUAGCUAGGUGUGGUGGCGACGCCUGUAAUCCCAGCUACUUGGGAGGUUGAGGCAGGGAAUCACUUGAACCCAGAAGACAGAGGUUGCAGUGAGCUGAGAUUGUGUCACUGUACUCCAGCCUGGGGGACAGAGUGAGACUAUCUCAAAAAAAAAAAAAAAAAAAUGCUGGAUUCAAACCGUUAGUUAUAAGAAACUAGAUUUUUGGCUUCUUUCUCCCUUUAAACAAAACUGGCUGGGGCUCUGCCAAGAUAUCUCCUCAAGAAUCACCCUCCUUGACCCAGGCGUGUCCUUCCUAAACUUUUCCAUGGUUUUAACAGUGACACAAAUUUCUCAGAGAAAUACAUUUUUAAAAAAGGAAAAGUACAAGAAGCAGGACAUGAUCCUUUGUUAACAUUUCUGUAACCUUAUUUUCAUGAUUCCACAUAUUUUAAUGAACUUUUUAUGCACAUUGAACUUCAAAGCAUCCGAGUUGACAUAGGUUACAGAUGGCCCCAAUAGCAGCGAGCCAACGCAAGCAACGUUAGCCACCAGGCCUGCAAAGCAAGCAUGAGAAGGCGAGAAACAGUACAGCCCCAUGGAUAAAGACCAAAGCCCUAAAGCACUGACUCUACAGAAACUUCCAGUAAAUCUGUCCUGGACAAAGAAGAAGUUGCACCAGGCACAAGCUGGGAACCAGAGCACAAAGCAGCAGGAGGGACCAGGGACGCUCUGCUCUUACCACAAGCUCACAUUUAACUGGAGAAAUUCUGAAAUUGAUCUCACCCACUUAGACUACCGAGCAAUAGCAGGUACAGAUAGAUAACCGGUUAAGAGGUUCCCAUGCCAGGUAUGGUGGCUCAUGCCUGUAAUCCCAUUACUCUGGGAGGCCAAGGCAGGCAGAGUGCUUGAGCCCAGGAGUUUAAGACCAGCCUGGGCAACAUCUCUAUUAAAGAUACAAAAAUUAGCCAGGUGAGGUGGCGGGUGCCUGUCAUCUCAGCUACUGGGGAGGCCAAAGCAGGAGAAUCGCUUAAACCCAGGAGGUGGAGAUUGCAGUGAAUGAAGCUUGCGCCAUUGUACUCCAGCCUGGGUAACAAGAGCAAAACUCCAUCUCAAAAAAAAAAAACAAAUUAGCCAGGCAUGGUGGCACAUGACUGUAGUUCUGGCUACUUGGGAGGCUGAGGUGGGAGGAUCACUUGAGCCUGGGGAGGUUGACACUGCAGAGCCGUGAUUGUGCCACUGCACUCCAGCCUGGGUAACAGAGCAAAACCCUUUUUCAAGUUAAAAAAAAAAAGUACCCAAAUGAAAGUAGGAAACCAACUGGCUCUUCUUAAAUUCACACCUCUGUAUUUGCAUUUCAGUAAUUCCUUGUAGAAAACACUCAGAAUCUGACAGGUAACAUUUAGCAAGAGAGAGGCACUAAGUUGGGAAAGAAGCCCUCCUUCCCUCUCCUUUAUCUACCAGAACCAGAGGACUCACUGACAUUGUUUCUUGGCUGUCUCAUUAAGAGAUCUAGUGACAGAUGCCUGGUUUUUGUUUUGUUUUUUCUUUUUUUGGGUUUUGAGACAGACUCUUGCUCUGUCACCCAGGUUGUAGUACAGUGGCACAAUCUCAGCUCACUACAACCUCCACCUCCCAGGUUUAAGUGAUUCUCCUGCCUCAGCCUCCUUAGUAGCUGGGACUAAGGGUGUGCACCACCACACCUGGCUAAUAUACAUAUUUUUAGUAGAGAGAGGGUUUUGCCAUGUUGGCCAGGCUGGUCUCAAACUCCUGACCUCAGGUGAUCUACCCACCUUAACCUCCCAAAGUGCUAGGAUUACAGUUGUGAGCCCCCGCGCCCAGCUGACAAAUGCCUGUUAACGGUGGUGAUCAUUUUCAUCCAUUCAUGCACUGCCCUAUACCAGGUGCUGAGAUGAGGAUCAGGGAAAGAAGUUACUAGGCAUGACGCCAUGACAUCCCUUUCCUUAAGGAGCUUGUGAAGGUGCCGAAAGAGGAGACACACAUUUAUAAAACCAGGAAAUAACUGGAAAGUAGCACCUAUGCAAGAGAACUAGUGGACCCAGUGAAUUCCUAGGUGCUGUGAAAUUGACAACAUAAGCUCUUCCCUAGCUGGGGCUUCCUGCAAUUCCAUAAAGCAACUAUUGUUCAGGCCAGGCACAGUGGCUUACGCCUGUAAUCCCAGCACUUUGGGAGGUGGAGGCAGGAGGAUCACGAAGUCAAGAGAUCGAGACCAGCCUGGCCAACAUGGUGAAACCCCAUCUCUACUAAAAUACAAAAAACUAGCCAGGUGUGGUGGUGUGCACUUGUAGUCCCAGCUUACUCGGGAGGCUGAGGCAGGAGAAUCACUUGAACCCAGGAGGCAGAGGUUGCAGUGAGCCAAGAUCGCACCACUGCACUCUAGCCUGGUGACAGAGCGAGACUCCAUCUCAAAAAAAAAAAAAAACAACCAAUUCGUUUCCUUAGUGAAGUUGUGACUAUUUGAAUGCAAACCCGGGCCAUGCCUGUCUGUCAUGGUGCUGGGCACACAGUAAGUCACGUGUGACUGCUGACCACAUCCCUGGCACUAUGGAUGCCAGGAGCACUGAUUACAGAUGUGUCAAAUGAUUGCCAGAUAAGGAAGUGACCUGCAUGGGUUGGGGGCACUCAUCAACAACUGGGCAUGGGACCUUUAUGUUUUUGUAUCUCACAGGCCUCCAGUACCUAGAAGAUGCCUAGUACCUAAUAGGUGCUCAGUAAGUUUCUGAUGCAUAGUCAACUACUGAAUCAGAACCUAGUUCUUCCACAAGGCAAGCCCUGAGUUAUGUUAUGGAGAAAGUGAUAGUGCAAAAUUUGCACAGAGAACAAUACUCUAGGUAAAGGAAUACUUCCAAGUUCAACAUAUAUUUAUUUACUCAACGAUUUUCUUUCUUUUUUUGAGACAGGGUCUCGCUCUGUUGCCCAGGCUGGAGUUCACUGGUGGGGUCACAGCUCACUGCAGCCUCGAAUGCCUCAGCUCAAGUGAUCCUCCCGCCUCAGCCUCCUGAGUAGUUGAGAUGCACCACUAUCCCUGGCUAAUUUUUUUUUUUUUUUUUUAGAGAUGGGGUCUUGCCAGUUUAGCCAGGCUAGACUUGAAUUCCUGGUCCCAAGAAAUCCUCCCACCUCAGCCUCUAUUCAAAGAUUUUCUGCAAGCCUACUACAUGCUAGCCUCUGGGAAUACAAAGAUGAUUAAGACACUCCUUUCCUAGAAGAGACACAGAGUCUAAGGGCAGAACACAUGGAACCACGAGUAUCCACAAAUGUGCCUGUGUUCUAACAGAAGGUUGAGUCAGACAUGGGGAACACAGAGCACAGUCAGAUGAAAUGGGGAGCCACCAUUCUCGCCCCUCCUUCCACACCUCCUCUAGGACAGACCUCCAGCCAGGCUCUUCAGGGGCAGGUGCCAAUGCUUCUGAGUCCUCGUUUUUCAUCUAAUCAGAUUGUGCCCUUUGCAGUCGGUAUUCCCACUUCUUUGGGAGCCUGGUAGUAAAGCUGCUUCCAUUAUUGUUCUCAUCACUGGAUCUACCGUGGGGAUGACAUUUACCCUGAAUCCUGGAGAGUUUGGCAGAUGGGCAAGGGUAGGUGUGGCAGAAGAGAGAAUUCCAUGCAGAGGGAAAUGGAAAUGCACAGAGACAUGGCAAGACUUGGUUGUUGGGGGAAAGUCAAGGAGCUAUGUGGCCAGGAAGGGCAGAGGAUGAGCCUGAGGUCAGGCAGGGAGUGGGACAGGAAGGGUUUGUGAGCAGCUCUGGAGGCCAUGGGACAGUUUCCAGCCUGGGAUUGGCAGGCCAGGAGAUGUGGCCUUUUUCGGGGAGAACUUGGCCAAGUUUUUGGGGAAAAUUUGGGCAGCCAUAUAGAGGGUGGGUUGGAAAGGAAAGAAAUCAGCCAGGAGGCUGCUGCAAUGGUGCCAGGUAAAAAGGGGGCCUGCGUGGCAAGCAUCACACAUGGGAAGGACAGGGGUGCGCCCCAGGUGAGGGACAGGCUGGUGGAAGCACUGAAUGUUCACCUCUGCAAGUGGCCAGCAGGAAGCUGGCUUUUCCUACCUUCAGAUGCUUGUUGGGAGCAUCUCCAGAGAAGACAGGGCCCACCAGCCUCACGUGACCCCACCUUCAAAGUGAAGCUAAAUGGCCUUGCCUUUCAUCUCCUCCUUCCCUUUCAGCACCCACACGCAGCACUCCAUUUGUCAGGGCCCGUCCCCCAUCCCCCGUGUCCUGGGCUUCCUCCCAGCCCAGGUCUUGUCUCUUAUCUGAUUAUUACAGCAAGCUCCUGGAGUGAGGGCCCACCUUUGUCUUCUGUCCCAGGUGUGCCGUUAAUGGUAAAAAACUUCAGGCUAGAUGCAGGGGAAGGGAGCCCAGGGGCUGGCCGGAGAGGCAGGUAGGGUCUAGAAGCCAUUCUCCAAUACCCCUGAUUCAUUCAUGGGUAGGACUGGAUGGACUGUGGCUACCCCAGCCCCCAUCUACAUUUCUAAAAAACCAAAAGCUCUUUCCUCCAAGGAGCAAAGCAGAUAAACCCAAAACAUGGGAAGCCCAGGUUUGGUCCACAGUUAGAAAAACGUCCCACUCACCAAGAUGCCGUUUUCUGGUGGAACAAGAGUUGGUGAGAUAGAUACGAUCAGCUGGCACGGAAUCUAGAGGCAGGUGGAGGUUGUCUCGGUAGCCCAAGAAACGGAGGCAGUGGCUAGCCCAGUCUUGAUGCAUAAUUAACCAGCUAACCAGGACCUGCUACUCUAGAUGAAAUUCCAUCCUUCCCCUGCCCCGCCCCCUCCUUGGGCACAGAAGAGGUCCCAGGGACUAAAGCUGCCUCCACACUGGCCAGGCAGUUGCCCCAGUAACAGUGUCCAGCACCCCUUGUUUUGUCCCCCCAGCCUGUCACAAAGCCCCUCUUCUUCCUGGGGAAGAGCACCAGGCCCUCUGCACCGGAGCCCACAUCCUUGCAGCCUGGCACAAUGGGCUCCCACGGAGUACACAGUGUUUCUUAUUGUGGCAUAAAAUGCCAUGAAGUCAGAACAAAGAGCAAGCCUAGGGCCUUGAUGGGUCUGCUGCUUCCUGCCGGGCUUAGAAUGCAAGCGAUUGUUUCAAAGCCAGUGGUGAGGCAAGUGGCCAAUUAGCAAGGCCUUCACCCUAGCAGCCUGUAAAUGUAAUUCGGACCAUCAGAAUGAGAUUCGGCUAUUCAGAUCAAUAGCUCAAAGGAAGCAAGCCUGUUCUCACUGCCAAAUUUAGAAGCCCGAGACAGCAAAGGUGACCCAGGUUAUGGCUGCAGCUCUCGUUAGGAUGAGGCUGAGCCCAGCCAACGCUGAGCACCCACCCAACCCUCAGCACCUCCUCCCGUUUCCCUGGCCCUUUAAGGUGGUGUGAGGGAUUCCUAGAACGUCCCUGCAACUAGGAGGUUAUACAUCUGUUCACAACUGCAUUGGAAAAA
Messenger RNA from Callithrix jacchus (white-tufted-ear marmoset), 8323 nucleotides. Lineage: Eukaryota; Metazoa; Chordata; Mammalia; Primates; Cebidae. The record is from RefSeq and is a predicted model, not a curated record.